CAUAUUUGAGAUAUGCCGCAUGUUUCAAAAACGUUUCAUUGAAUGAACAGAAAUGUGCCGAUAAAUACCGAACACUAGCCGAACUAUUCCGUAAAGAAAACGAAGGAGACGACGACGUAAACAAAGGUCUUCGAAAAUGGUGUUGCUCCUACAGUAGCUUCGUCCACUGCCAGAACAACCACGUGGCCCAGUACUGUGGGAAGCAGGCUGGAAUAUUUCUUCGAAGCUACAUGGAUCGAAUGACUGGUCCGUUGAUUCACGAACACUGCCCCCUCUAUACGUACGGUUUGGAAGCUUGUACCACCAAUAUCGCUGCAC
Messenger RNA from Limulus polyphemus (Atlantic horseshoe crab), 318 nucleotides. RefSeq lists its product as uncharacterized. The record is from RefSeq and is a predicted model, not a curated record. The annotation marks the transcript as partial. Lineage: Eukaryota; Metazoa; Arthropoda; Merostomata; Xiphosura; Limulidae. The transcript has 2 exons.